UUUUUUUUCCCUUCCAAGGAAGCAAGACAUCGACCACAACAACACCAAUGGCGGACAAGCAACCGACCGGUGAAAGCAGUGGUCGCGGCCGCGGCGAGGGCCGUGGUGGCGAGGGCCGUGGCCGUGGUGGCGGUCGUGGUGGUGGCCGUGGUGGUGGCCGUGGCCGCGAGGAGCGCAAGGAGUGGAAGCCCGUGACCAAGCUGGGCCGCCUCGUCAAGGAGCGCCGCAUCAAGUCCAUCGAGGAGAUCUACCAGCACUCCCUGUCCAUCAAGGAGCCCGAGAUCAUCGACUUCUUCUUCGGCGACUCUCUGCAGGACGAGGUCCUCAAGAUCACCCCCGUGCAGAAGCAGACCACCGCUGGUCAGCGCACCCGCUUCAAGGCCUUUGUUGCCCUCGGCGACAGCAACGGUCACCUUGGCCUCGGCGUCAAGUGCUCCAAGGAGGUUGCCGGCGCCAUCCGUGGCGCCCUCCUCUGCGCCAAGAUGAGCCUCCUCCCCGUGCGUCGUGGUUAUUGGGGUAACAUGCUUGGUGAUCCCCACACCGUGCCCAUGAAGACCACCGGUGUCUGCGGUAGCGUCACUGUGCGUCUCAUCCCCGCGCCUCGCGGUGCCGGUAUUGUUGCCGCCCCUACCCCCAAGAAGCUGCUCCAGCUCGCCGGUAUCGACGACUGCUACACGGCUUCCCGUGGCCAGACCGCCACCCUCGGCAACUUUGCCAAGGCAACGUUCGAGGCCAUCCGCCAGACGUACACGUACCUGACCCCUGACCUGUGGGCAGACAUGGCCAUCUCCAAGAACCCCUACGUCGAGCACUCCGACUUCCUCAACAAGUCCAAGAAGAGCCGCAACUGAGUUGACUUCGCUUGCUUGCGCUUGUGAUUUCGAUUAAACGAGCAUCGAAUCUGCAUCAACAAUUUUUGAAAGAAAACAAGAAGCCAAACUGGAAAAAAAAAAAUCGCUGGCCCACAACACGGCCACCGCCCAACAACCCUCCGCCUGUCCAAUCCAAUCCGUCCACCCACACCACCUUCCACCUUCGGCCUCCUCCCUCCCCUCUCUAUCCUGUCCUUCUUUCCAUUGCGCACAACGCAUCGCACCCUGUGGCUGUGAGGGAGCGAGGGUGGCUUCGUUUUAGUGUUGGUGGCAAGAGCCAGAGGGAACCGUCCGCUGGGCGUGUCGUUGUUUGAGUGGGUGUAUGUGUGUGCAUGAUACAGAGGAUCAACUGCACAGAUGGAUCCGGAUGACGUUCGCCUCAAGCUGGCAGUGGUGCGGGAAUUGAAGGCACUCAAAGUGAACGUUGGAAGGCUAUGCAGAAAAGACACAAAGUUGGCUGGACAAAGAACAACGCCAUUGCCGUCAGGCCAGGUGUUCGGUGUUCCGCUGAUUGAGCUGGUAGCAAAAGGUGCAACUGAAGACGUGGAUGGGCUCGUCGUACCGAG
Molecule: messenger RNA, 1438 nt
Organism: Salpingoeca rosetta
Lineage: Eukaryota; Choanoflagellata; Craspedida; Salpingoecidae
Product: 40S ribosomal protein S2
Exons: 5
Coding region: 48-851 (267 amino acids)
Biological process (GO): translation
Cellular component (GO): ribosome; cytosolic small ribosomal subunit
Molecular function (GO): RNA binding; structural constituent of ribosome
Source: RefSeq, a predicted model, not a curated record